Molecule: messenger RNA, 747 nt
Organism: Pan troglodytes (chimpanzee)
Lineage: Eukaryota; Metazoa; Chordata; Mammalia; Primates; Hominidae
Gene: COX4I1
Product: cytochrome c oxidase subunit 4I1
Exons: 5
Coding region: 98-625 (175 amino acids)
Biological process (GO): mitochondrial electron transport, cytochrome c to oxygen
Cellular component (GO): respiratory chain complex IV
Source: RefSeq, a predicted model, not a curated record
GGUGCGGCGCCGUCAGGCCGGGCCGGGUCGGGGGGCCGGGAGCCAUCAAGUCUGCACGUCCGCAGCCUGGCCGCUCGGCUUCAGCAGGAAACACCGAAUGGGCCUCGGAGCCAGAAUGUUGGCUACCAGGGUAUUUAGCCUAGUUGGCAAGCGAGCAAUUUCCACCUCUGUGUGUGUACGAGCUCAUGAAAGUGUUGUGAAGAGCGAAGACUUUUCGCUCCCAGCUUAUAUGGAUCGGCGUGACCACCCCUUGCCGGAGGUGGCCCAUGUCAAGCACCUGUCUGCCAGCCAGAAGGCCUUGAAGGAGAAGGAGAAGGCCUCCUGGAGCAGCCUCUCCAUGGAUGAGAAAGUCGAGUUGUAUCGCAUUAAGUUCAAGGAGAGCUUUGCUGAGAUGAACAGGGGCUCGAACGAGUGGAAGACGGUUGUGGGCGGUGCCAUGUUCUUCAUCGGUUUCACCGCGCUCGUUAUCAUGUGGCAGAAGCACUAUGUGUACGGCCCCCUCCCGCAAAGCUUUGACAAAGAGUGGGUGGCCAAGCAGACCAAGAGGAUGCUGGACAUGAAGGUGAACCCCAUCCAGGGCUUAGCCUCCAAGUGGGACUACGAAAAGAACGAGUGGAAGAAGUGAGAGAUGCUGGCCUGCGCCUGCACCUGGCUCUGUCACCGCCAUGCAACUCCAUGCCUAUUUACUGGAAACCUGUUAUGCCAAACAGUUGUACCACUGCUAAUAAAUGACCAGUUUACCUGAAA